CCGCCUGCCCGUGGGGCCGCCGCGCCACUCUGCGUCUCUUAAGUUUCGCUUUGCCGGGAAGACCUGCUUCGUAAAAGAACUCGGAACCAGAAGCCGAGAGCCCAGCGUCUCCAGCGGCUUAAAGGCUCAGCCUCCGGCCCACCGUGGCGACGCGGCAGAAUGACAAGAAAUGCUGAGAAAUAAAUAAAGCUUUCCCCUUCUGACCUGAGUAUUUAUAAUGGGUGUCGGGAAAUCUAAAACAGAUCCAUGCCCUCUUACUCUCUCUUGGGGUAAAAGCUCCAGUGUGGAGACAAGUCAAAGACCUGAGUCAGAUGCCAAGAAACCGGAAGAGCUCUCCCUGUGUGGUGUCGCUGAGCAUAGCAACCCGGCAGAGCCACCAGCCGGAGCACCGGGGAGAGCCGGGGCCGAGGCAGUCGAGGAGAUACCUGAGGAGGAAGCGGAAGAGGAUGUGUUCCUCAAGUUUGUGAUACUGCACGCAGAAGAUGACAUCAACGAAGCCCUCCGAGUCCAGGAUCUGCUACAAAACGACUUUGGCAUCAAACCUGGAAUGAUCUUUGCAGAGAUGCCAUGUGGCAGACAGCAUCUACAGAACUUAGACGAUGCCGUCAAUGGGUCUGCCUGGACCAUCUUAUUAUUGACUGAAAACUUUUUAAGAGAUACCUGGUGUAAGUUCCAGUUCUAUACAUCCCUAAUGAACUCCGUCAACAGGCAGCACAAAUACAACUCGGUCAUACCCAUGCGGCCCCUGAACAAGCCUCUGCCCCGGGAGAGGACUCCCUUUGCUCUGCGGACCAUCAAUGCCCUAGAGGAAGAAAGUCGCGGCUUUCCUACACAAGUAGAACGAAUAUUCCAAGAGUCUGUUUAUAAGAUUCAACAGGCUAUAUGGAAAGAGACAAGAAAUAUGGUGCAAAGGCAAUUUGCUGCCUGAGAUGGAAAAUGCAACACAUGGCUGGCUCUCUAUUUGUAAAACAAAUGUUGAUCUUUACUGGAGAAAGCAUAUUUCUAGGGAAAGUUUCAAUAAAAGAGAACCACACUCUUAUAGAAACCUAUGGAGCACAAGAAAGAUAAAUUUCUGCAGGGCAGUCUACAGAAUUAGGUUACUUUUUGAUGUUUUGAUAAACUGGAGAUUGUCAGUUUCAAGAACUUUCAUGGUUUUCCUAACUAAUGAGUAUGACAAAGGAUAUUCUUAAUUCCCGUUCCUUGUAUUGAACCUUGACCAAACACUUAGAAGACAGACCUCUUAGAAAUGUUGUGACACUGAUGUUCUCAGAGACCAUGCAGAAGAAAAUGACCUCCCGAGAGAUGCGCCAUCCAACCUCAUGAAUGUUGCGAUAAAGCCUUCCCGAUAUAUUGUCACCCAGAAACGGAUAGUCAGAUGGAACAUUCAGAAUAUUGAGUGCUGAUAAAUAUGAAACCAAAAAUAGAUGUGGGAAUGGUAGGGCUUUGUAAAAGAAUCCGAUCGAAUGUGUCUUCCUUUCUGCUGGAAUUUGCAUAUUUGGGGGCAAUUCCCACAGUGCUUAGCAACCUGUUGGUCAGGGUGGUGUUCUGGUUAGGGGCUCCACAGGUGGUGCUGAGAUGUCCCCUCGAGCGCGGGGCUCUCUGUGUUAGUCAUCACCUGAAACCGGGUUUAUGUGCAGAGCUUCUGAAGUUAUGUCCUGGGCCAGAUGUUCUUUAAAUUCAGUAACCUCUCCUAUGGCAGCCUGUAUCGUUGCCUCUCACACACAUGCUCUAUCCAGGAAAUAUUUCUUAACUAGGUGAUCUGAGUAGCAUGACUGUGUGUAUGUGUGUGUGUGUGUGUGUGUGUGUGUGUGUAUAGAUUAUUUUUAGACCUGGGAUAAAAGUCAGAGAUAUGUUUUAUCAUGUCUUCUUCUAAUAUCCUAAGUCAUAUAGCAAGCCAGAGAAGCCCCUCACUGCCCUUCUGCCCCUGUUGAGGUUGAGGGAGAGCCGUUCAGACAGGGGACAGAGUGGAUCAUGGAUCAUGUCAUGUAAUGAGAAAAGCACCUGAUGCGGGAUCAGGAGAGCUGGUUCUGGUCCAAUCUGCCAUUGAGGAUGAAUGCGACCAUGGGCAAGCUGCUUACCCUUCUUUAUCCAUGAAACAAAAGGAUUUAGAUGGAACUCUAAAGGCCUUUGUCUUCAACCAGAGUGUGAACAACUAGCAACCAGAAAAGGGAAUAAGCCAAAAAAUAGAAUUUUGUAAUGUGAUGUGUAAUAUCAUAGUUGCAGGAGGCUUUAUGUAUGUUCACAAUGAAAGGAUACUCUUACACGUUUGGUGUAAUUGAUUUCUAAUGCUGUCCAUUAGUCACAGAAAGGACUAUAAUGUUCCUUGAAAAUACACUUCUUAUAGGAACCUGGAGCAAAGACAGUCUGCCUGAUUACACUUUCUCCACAGCCCUACUGCCCAGGUCUGCUCAUGUCUUUCUGCAAUCUACCUCUUCAUAGUCAUGAGCCAAAGUGUUCCAUCAGGGACUUCUGUAAUCCUGCAAGUAAAUCUGAUCUACUGGUACUUACUGAAGAGGAGGUUGUUUUCACCAUAUGGUGACUUUUUUUCAAGUCCCUUUCUAUCACAGAAGCUUACUACUCAUGUUACUUGUCCAGUUUUAGUAAUUACUCAUUUUUUUCCAUACUGUUUCCUGUAUCUCAAAUUUCAUGUGCUCAUAAAAUUUUAACCACCCACCCUUCAUGCCUUACAAAGUUGGAGCAAUCCAUACUGAAUGGUGUUUCUUAAAUAAAUGUUUUUUUUCUUAA
This is a messenger RNA of Manis pentadactyla (Chinese pangolin), 2745 nucleotides long. RefSeq names its product TIR domain containing adaptor molecule 2 (gene TICAM2). Gene Ontology annotation, molecular function: protein kinase binding. The transcript has 2 exons. Lineage: Eukaryota; Metazoa; Chordata; Mammalia; Pholidota; Manidae. The record is from RefSeq and is a predicted model, not a curated record. Bases 218 to 928 code for a protein of 236 amino acids. Gene Ontology annotation, biological process: lipopolysaccharide-mediated signaling pathway; positive regulation of cytokine production involved in inflammatory response; positive regulation of natural killer cell activation.